Molecule: messenger RNA, 384 nt
Organism: Ilex paraguariensis (yerba mate)
Lineage: Eukaryota; Viridiplantae; Streptophyta; Magnoliopsida; Aquifoliales; Aquifoliaceae
Source: the annotation of a GenBank genome assembly
AUGGGAGCCUAUGUUCUCCAGGAGAGAGGGAGCCUACUGGAGUUGGUUGAUCCAGACUUGGGUUCCGAAUAUUCAUCAGAAGAAGCAAUGGUGAUGUUAAAUGUGGCCCUCUUGUGUACAAAUGCGUCCCCGACUUUAAGGCCAACGAUGUCUCAAGUGGUGAGCAUGCUUGAAGGCCGAACUGACGUUCAGGACCUUCUCUCUGAUCCAGGGUUUUCAUCUACCAAUUCGAAGUUUAAGGCCAUACGAAAUCACUUCUGGCAGAAUCCAAGCCAAACUCAAAGCAUGUCAACUAAUGGUUCACAUACCGAUUCCUCAAUGUCAAACAUAGAGAGGGAAGAGAUUGGGGCCCUUUUAAGAGUUAGUUCUGUUAUUUCUGAAUAG